Messenger RNA from Xiphias gladius (swordfish), 3851 nucleotides. It is a transcript of the gene pxdc1b, whose product is annotated as PX domain containing 1b. The record is from RefSeq and is a predicted model, not a curated record. Gene Ontology annotation, molecular function: phosphatidylinositol binding. The transcript is spliced from 5 exons. The coding region runs from base 541 to 1242 and encodes 233 amino acids. Lineage: Eukaryota; Metazoa; Chordata; Actinopteri; Istiophoriformes; Xiphiidae.
UCAAGGAGGGAGGAAGGAAGGAGGGAGGAAGGAGAGGAGAGGGGAGGAAACUGCUGAGAGCAAAGCAACUGCUUAUCCAGACAGUGUGAAGUGAAAUGCUCUUGAUUUAGGAAACAGACUAGACAAGGGAGCAGCGCUUUAGUUUGAGAGAUGUAAAAAAAAAAACAACAAAAAACAAAAGAACGACGCAUCUUUUCUUCAUCUUUCGGACGUUUUGGCCCAUGAUGACGGCCAAAUAAACGACUAUACAGCCAAGUACAGGGGCGUUAUCUGUGACUCUAAACUCGGUCUAUUUUUUUCCCAACCCGUGCCACGUUGAGAUUACGCCUGUGAUGGGCUGAGCAAACGCAAUGAUCAUCCUCCUCCUGCUUCCACACACGGCCGCCGGACCGCUGCGCGGGGACUCGCCGAAAAGUUCUCCAAGUUGCCUUUCCCCGGUUCGCCAGACUUCCAUUUUCACAUUUCCGUGCCCUUGACUUCCUCAGCCCUCAGACCGCAGUCCCCCGUCCCGCCCCAGCAUGCUGGACUGACGUCUGAGGAAUGGCAUCGGCUGUGUUUGAGGGGACGUCGCUGGUCAACAUGUUCGUCCGGGACUGCUGGGUCAACGGGAUCCGGAGGCUCAUCAUCAGCCAGCGGGGAGAGGAAGAGGAGUUUUUCGAGAUCAGGACUGAGUGGUCUGACAGGAACAUUUUAUACUUGCAUCGGAGUUAUUCCGAUCUGGGUCGGCUGUUUAAAAGACUUGUGGAGUCCUUUCCUGAGGACAGAAGAGACCUCUCCAAGUCUCCGAUGAUAGAAGGGCUGGUAAAAAUCAAAGAGGCCAAUGACAUUGAGGAGAAACUGAACGAGGUGGAAAGACUACUGAAGAAUGCCAUCAACAUGCCGUGCAAGUAUUCCAGGUCAGAGGUGAUGUUGACAUUCUUCGAGCGGUCGCCACUGGACCAGGUGCUGAGGAAUGACAAAGUCCACCGAAUCCAGCCGUGCUUUCAGAGUCCGAUAAAGAUAUCAGAAAUCAUGCGGUCGAAUGGAUUCUGUCUGGCCAAUACAGAAACCAUCGUAUUUGAUCACAGUAUCCCUGAAGAAAAGGAGAGACCCUCAUCCACUGACUCUGUGGAACAUACGUAUGAGGAUGGAGCCGAGUUUUUGCCAAUGGAAGCAGACGUGUGUGAUGAGGAAACAGAAGCGUAUGUCACCAACCUCUCCUACUACCAUCUGGUCCCAUUUGAAACUGACAUCCUGGAAUGAGGAAUUUACACAACAGAUGAUUGCAAAUGGACAGCUGAUGUUAUGAUUGAGGAAUAUGUACUCUUAAGUGGAUCCAAGCUAUGCAAUGCUGCACGUAGCCGCUCCAAGUUAAUGCUGCUGCUUAGUGUAGCAUCCUAAAGGGUUGCUUGAGGUUUUCUAGCGCAUUUUGGAGGCUGGCAGGUGUAUAGUAUGCACCAAAAUAAUGAAAGAAUGCAACAGCAGCACCACUUUGUUUUUGCCAUUUUACGUGACAUCACCAGUGUGCCUCAUCCGGAGCCUUACGUGAGUGUGUCGGAACAAAAUACAAUAAGAUAGAUAAGUCUUCAGACUGACUAUAUAUAGAAGGCUUUCAGGUGAUGUAACACAACCUGCGGCAGCCACAAUGGAGGGCUGAAGUCCUCAGCAAUAUGUGGAACAUGUGGAAAGAAGUGAAAUGUAAUGCAUCACUGUCUGCGGAGAAUGACUGCGACCAAGGGGGCGAGGACUACACAUUGACAGAAAUUUUGAAACAAAUGAACCUUAUUGGACCAUUCAGUGUUAAUUAUAAUUUUGCUGAAUUUACUCUCUCUUUUCAAGUUGUUUUACCUUUUUAGUGUUCAACUGUGGGCAGCCAAUUCUCCGGUGGUCUUCCAUAAUUGUAAAAGUUUGCUAGGAGAUUUGUGAUGCAUCUCCUUUAAAGUACUCCCUCAAGACUUAUCCACAGUGGUACCACUCUGGUGUUUUGUUUGCUGUGGGAAUACAGGAAGCUGUCAUGAAGCUUUGUGUAUGAUCUUUGUUUGUGGUGCAAUUUCCACAAGCAUUUAGGAAUUUUCAAUUUUUUGCUUGUGCACCAGCUUAAAACUAAAACAAAGCUAUUUUGAUGCUGUGAUAUGCAGUAGGUUUCUUUGGCAAUCCAUCUGAUUUUAAGAAAAAACAGAAAAAACAAAUUGUUGUGACUUAAAGCUGCUGUUAAAUUGAGCAAUUUUUUUUAUGUGCUUCUGUUUCAGUUGGUUCUUGGACCACUGUCAAUUUAAAGAACAUAAAAAGAAAUAUUAAGUGCCAUUAUCAUUUGGUUACAACACACUCUUUCCAAAGUGAGAACUUCAUGCUGCCUUUUUGGAUGUUGGUGAGAUUUUUUUUUAUAGAGGAUUUGUCUGACUAAUAAAUUAGAAUGCAAUAUGUGUUAGUAGUAUAGCUUGUAAUGUUGCUUAUUUUACGUUUAAAAACAAAUAAUUUCAUGUAUCAGAGCAGAGAAUGAGUGCUUCCAUUUUGUGGACAACUGAAUCAUCCAACUGCUGUUGUUGCCAUCUGAUGAGUGAUAAAAUAGGGCAAAGAAAGCUUUGUUUUAAGGGUCAAUUGAGGUCCUAUCUGACCCGUUCUGUAAGAUGACGUGAGUGGGUUCCUUCAGACAGCUGACUACAGUGAACGUGGGAGUCUGCCGCUUGGCCUGCGAUGGGGGAACAAGUCCCCUCUUUUUCUAAAGAAGACAAACAACCUUGCUGUACUUUUUAUAGGAAAAGUUGUGUGAAAUAGGCAAACACUUGAUUAAAAUUCAUGCCUUUUCUAUGCAUUAUGGGUCCUCCUACAACAAGGAGGGUGCUUUCACUUCUGUAACGGAAAAUGGGGAACUCAGUGGAGAUUUUGAAUGCAACUGAAAUGUAGAAAAUACAUUUUUGUGUGGGGAUAACUGUAUGGAAUUUCAUCUGUGUUCAUUUGUUUUUGACAGUUUUGUCACUGCAGAGGUCAUUGUGGCCUUACAGUGUAGGCUAACAGCUUGUAUCAAGUUUUCUGUCCGUCUAAAUGCUAAGGCAUUCAACCCUCACAAACUUGGCACACAAGACUUCAACAGGACGGUCCUCCGCAUGAGUCUAUUUAGUAACACAGUCAUGAUCACUAUUCACCCCGUGAGAAAGUACAGCUCUUUCUCAGGGUGUGAAACUAUUUCAUGGUCUUUAUUUCGUCUUUCUAUUCUCCAAGAGUGACGUCUUGAAUUGAUGAUGAUUCAAUAACAAGAAACUGGAAUUUGUAAUUUAAAUUUUCAUACCAAGGUCGAAUUUUCUCUGCAAAGAACUGCCAGAUGUUUCCUACGAGCUAACGUUUUAAGAUCAGAGAUUAUUAACACCCCUCCAUCUACCUUAAGGCCCUCCGCAUGCUUAUGCAGUCAGUGCAUUAUAAAUAUUCUGACACAGUUUCCAUGAAGUUAUGCCCAAAAUGGUACUCAGCUGAUUUAGUGCAGUGACAGGGAUGAGUAACAAAAUGCUGGUACUCCAGUUUCAGUGAAUCUUUGAAACAUAUCACUAUGCCCAUCGUUGUCAGCCAGGGGUGUGAGGAUGCAGAGGAGGAGAAUAUGACUGAUAAUAUGAAAAUAAUAUUUCACAUAGGUUUCUAUUUAUUUUGUAAUCUCCAGCAACACUCUUGUGACGCUAACCAUUCUAUGCCUUGUAACACUUAGUAUGUUCAUGUUCUCAUGUGUGAUGUAAAUGUGUCAAAAGGACUCACUGAAGAUAAUCUUAAUUAUAAACGUUGAAAAUGAAAUGUAUGUGGCGACAUGUUUGAUAACUUUAAAGCUAUUCAGACAGUAUUAGAUACAAAUUAUUAUUCUCAAAGCUUCUCAAAACAAAUAAAUAUGU